Molecule: messenger RNA, 7310 nt
Organism: Paramisgurnus dabryanus
Lineage: Eukaryota; Metazoa; Chordata; Actinopteri; Cypriniformes; Cobitidae
Gene: grin2ab
Product: glutamate receptor, ionotropic, N-methyl D-aspartate 2A, b
Biological process (GO): monoatomic ion transport
Cellular component (GO): membrane
Molecular function (GO): signaling receptor activity; ligand-gated monoatomic ion channel activity
Source: RefSeq, a predicted model, not a curated record
AAUUUUCCACAGUUUUGACGCGCCCGUCGCGCGCAUGGGCUGUUAAUGGUUCUCAUUAUCAUUUAUGACUUUGUGCUUGUGCAACGCGAUGUGUGAGAGGCAGUGAGUGACAGAGUUUGUAGAGGAAAGGUUUGGAAGAGUCAGUGUAAAGUUUACUGAUUUAGUGAGGCUGCAUCCGAUACCAUUGUUUUUUAAAGUUGGGUGCAUUUAUUAACGCGCCUGAGGAAUCAAAUGUUUUGUUUUUCAUUGAAAUUAACAGUGCAAUAUAAGAAUGAAAUACUUGUUUUUUCAUUUACAUACAACAAUAGCUCUCUAAAGCAUACGUGCACGUUUAAUUAUAGCGUGUAAGGUGAGCGAAUUGAGUUGUAUUUGGCGCGCAGCGCGUGGGAGGCAUUGGCGAGAACCGUCUCAAUUCCGCGCUGAAAUGUUAAGGAGCGAAUACGCGCACGACAGUUUUGACUGCGCUGAUCUCUCGAGUUCAGUCGACGGUGCCGCAGAGGAACCUCUAUCCAAAAUAGACCCCAUCCCCAUUAUCGACGAAUAAAGCGGCGAAUUGUUGUUUUCUCCAAAAGGAUGCAAUAUUGACGGAAGCCCCUCAGAAGAGGCACGCGGACCUGUUCCACCAGCUCCACUGCAGAAAGCGCUCCAGACUCAAAUAUAAAAGAAAGAAAAAAUCGAAGGGGUAAAUCCGUUUGGAUCGUUGAAUUUCGACCGAACCAUUGAACCUUUUUUCCCUUUCCUUUUUGGCGAAUCGCUUCCAGGAAUGGACACGGUGAACGCAAGGGCACCGAUGGAAUUACGCCGUUGAGAACGCUGAACUUGACGGAUUUGUUUAUAAAGAAAAAGCAAGGUUAUACAAUGAAGAGUGGGGACACGGCGUAAAUCCUGGCAGGAAUGUUGGGAAUGUAUGACAGGGAUAUCAGAACAUUGCACACUUAAGCUCCUGUCAAGGUGUCUCACCGAAGGUCUGAAAAUGCGCCCGGGCACGCGCCUUCUUCUCUGUCAGGAAAUCUUCGUGGAUCAAAUUCACAAAACGUCGCUGGGUUUCGCAGAUGGCACAUUUCAACCUCGGCGAGUUUUCUUCACUGACACCUCGUGACACGCAAGGGGUUGAAGCCAGGAAUGAUGGGAGCUGUAGUCUGGUUCAUGGUCUUAUUGGCUUUCCUGGGUUGGUCACAGGCUGCAGAGAAACCUCCAUCCCUAAGUGUGGCUGUGAUUCUGGGCCAGACCCCCACCGUAUCCGAAUCUGCCCUGCGUCCAGUUCGCGGUGUAGGUGCGCCGCUGGACGUGACCGUACUCAGUGUCCAGGUGAACCAGACGGACCCAGGAAGCAUGCUUACUCACUUGUGUGAGCUCAUGUCCCGUCAGAGACUGCACGGGUUGGUGUACGGAGACGGCACGGAUCAGGAAGCCGUGGCGCAGAUGCUGGACUUUGUUUCUUCUCAGACAUCCAUGCCCAUACUGGGAAUUCAUGGCGGCUCUGCGAUGACCAUGGCGGAGAAGGAUGCCGGUUCUUCAUUUUUCCAGUUUGGAGCCUCCCUCCAGCAGGAGGCACUGUUGAUGCUUGCCAUUAUGGAGGAGUACGACUGGCACGUCUUUUCUGUGGUCACCACCAAGUUCCCAGGUUUCCAGGAGUUCAUAGCCACUGUACGUGUCACGGUGGACCACAGCUUUGUACGUUGGGACCUUCAGAGCGUAGUGACGCUGGAUGGGGUCGGCGAGCCCGAGGACCGAGCCCACGUACAGCUGAAACGCAUCCAGUCGCCCGUCAUACUUCUAUACUGUUCCAAAGACGAAGCGGCGUUGGUCUUAGAUGAAGCUCGUUCGUUGGGUCUCACUGGGGCUGGUUUCGUGUGGAUUGUUCCUAGCCUCACAACAGGAAAUAUCGAACAUACCCCAGAAGCUUUUCCAACUGGGAUGAUAUCUGUGGCAUACGACGAGUGGGAUUAUCCCUUGGAGACGCGUGUGCAGGAUGCUGUGGGAAUCAUCAGUUCUGCAGCCGCUGCCAUGUUUCGGGAGGAAGGUCGGAUACCUGAUGGAACAGCUAGCUGCAGCAGCCAGUCAGAGAAGCCGGAAGUGCCACCAAGUGCUCUACGAAGAUAUAUGAUGGGAGUACGUCUAGGGGGUAAAGAUCAUUCAUUCAUGGACGAUGGCUACCAAGUCAACCCCAAACUGGUUGUCAUUGUUCUGAACACACAGAGGGAAUGGGAGAAGAUGGGACGAUGGGAGCACCACUCAUUGAAGUUGAAGUUUCCGGUGUGGCCACGUUACAACUCGUUCGGGGACAUGGACGCGGAUGAGAACCACUUGAGCAUUGUGACUCUUGAGGAAAGACCCUUCGUCAUAGUGGAUGACGUGGACAUUCUCACAGGCACCUGCAUGCGUAACUCGGUACCAUGCAGGAAGCACAUUAAAGAUAACACCACGGAGGGUUCCUACAUCAAGCAGUGCUGCAAGGGCUUCUGUAUAGACAUAUUGAAGAAGAUUGCAAGGAAUGUGAAAUUUACCUAUGACCUUUACUUGGUCACUAACGGUAAACAUGGCAAAAAGAUCAAUAACGUAUGGAAUGGCAUGGUGGGGGAGGUUGUCUAUAAAAAGGCCAUAAUGGCCGUCGGCUCAUUGACCAUAAACGAAGAACGUUCAGAGGCCAUAGACUUCUCCGUCCCAUUCGUGGAGACGGGCAUCAGCGUGAUGGUGUCCCGUAGCAACGGAACGGUGUCACCGUCAGCAUUUCUAGAACCCUUCAGUGCUUCGGUGUGGGUUAUGAUGUUUGUCAUGUUGCUCAUCGUGACGGCAAUCGCUGUUUUUCUCUUUGAAUUCAUCAGUCCUCUCGGUUUCAAUAGAAACUUGGCACAGGGCAAAGACCCCCACGGGCCCUCCUUCACCAUCGGUAAGGCCAUCUGGCUACUGUGGGGUCUGGUGUUCAACAACUCCGUCCCCGUACAGAACCCGAGGGGCACCACAAGUAAAUUCAUUGUGUCCGUGUGGGCCUUUUUCGCUGUGAUCUUCCUGGCUAGCUACACUGCCAACUUGGCCGCCUUUAUGAUCCAGGAAGAAUUUGUGGACCAAGUCACAGGCCUUAGUGAUCGAAAGUUUCAAAGUCCCUAUUCUUACUCGCCACCAUUUCGCUUUGGGACGGUCCCCAACGGGAGCACAGAACGAAACAUCAGGAAGAACUACCCUGACAUGCACCAGUACAUGGUCAAAUACCAUCAAACUGGAGUUCAGGAUGCACUGGUCAGCCUUAAAACUGGAAAGCUGGAUGCUUUCAUAUACGAUGCCGCUGUGCUCAACUAUAUGGCGGGACGUGAUGACGGCUGUAAGCUGGUAACUAUCGGCAGCGGCUACAUCUUUGCCACAACAGGAUAUGGAAUUGCUCUGCAAAAGGGAUCCUACUGGAAACGCCUGGUCGACCUCGCUAUCCUUGGGAUAAUUGGAGAUGGUGAGAUGGAGGAGCUGGAGGCCCAGUGGCUCACUGGUAUCUGUCAUAAUGAGAAGAACGAAGUGAUGAGCAGUCAGCUGGAUGUGGAUAAUAUGGCUGGUGUGUUCUAUAUGCUAGCGGCAGCCAUGGCUCUGUCGCUAAUUACUUUUGUCUGGGAGCACCUCUUCUACUGGAGGCUACGAUACUGUUUCACUGGUCUGUGUUCUGGUCGACCAGGAAUGCUCUUCACUAUCAGCAGGGGAAUUUGGAGCUGUAUUCACGGCGUCCACAUCGAGAUGAAAAAAUCCCCAGAGUUAGACUUUAGCCCUCAGGCCAACAUGUUGCACCUUCUGAAAUCAGCAAAAGAGAUCACCACCCUCGGAGUUACCUCGCCCAAACGCCCGACUAGUCUUCUCCCCAACAGUUCGGGCCUGUUGGAUUUAAUGGGUGGAGGUAAAGGCAACAACCUGUCUCAGAAAAAUGCACCCUAUAACAACGCCAGCACCAUGAUCAGCAACCGUCACAAAGAGCCACUUAACAAUACUCUGUUGCCAGGGCAACGUGCCCUGAGCUUGACGGAUGCUCAGCCAGGUGUGGCUGGGAACGGUGGCUCGGGAGGUGGAGGUGAGACAGCACGACCUCCUGCUUCCAAACCACGUGCUCUGUGGAAGAAAUCAGUUGAGACGCUCCGACAGACCCAAGGCCCGGGAGAAAGUUCCCCUCCGUCUGCAGCAGUGCCGGCUGUUGAGACCCUGCCUAUGAAGAGUCAGCGAUACCUACCCGAAGAUGCACCCGCCCGCUCCGAUGUGUCAGAUUGCUCUGGCCGAGUGGACUUGCAGAAGCAGCAGAAAUUGAAAGAGACUCUUAGAAAAAGGAACCGCCUACCGCGAGACCUGAGCGAUGUGGAGCUGUCGACUCUGAGGAGUCAGCCCAGCCAGCAGAGCAAUCACAGCGCUCAGAUAUUCUCUCAGAGCAGCCAGGGAAGUCAAAUAUAUACAAUUGACUCCAUUGAUCACGAGAAUGGACUUCACUACCCGGAUAUCUUCAGUGAUCACCGUGACAACAAGCACCGGCCUUCCUCUUCCUCUGAGCAACAGCCAAUCCUGCAGCUCAACAGCAGUCUGCUUUCCCAGGCCCAUGAACCAGAUGUAAUGCAAACUGCAAUUGCUAAGGAUAAAAAGUACAACACGUACUGCAAGCCUGGGGGAGUGGGGGGCAUCACCGGUGGGCCUGCUUCUACUCAGGAUCCACGACAGACACACUGCCGUAGUUGCUUGUCGAAGAUGUCCAAUUACUCUGGACUUUACACUGUACGGUCUCCUCAGUAUCGUUGCGAGGCUUGUCUGCACUCCGGAAACCUCUAUGACAUCAGCGAAGAUCAAUUCCUCCGUCCAGAUGGAAGGGGAAUCGGAGGUGGAAGUGUUGACAGGGCCUUCUCUCCUUUUCUUCCCCAGCCUGAUGCUUCCUUUACAGCCUAUCUUCCCCAGAGUGACCAGGAAGGUGACGGUCUUAUUAGCCACUACCAGAAUGAAGGCGUGAUCAUUCACCGCCAGCACUCUUACGAGAACCUGCCCCAGAAGAGUUCGUCACGACGCGUCAGCCUCCAAGACAACACUCCAUACGCCAACAUUCCCUCCUCGACUUUGAUCCCGGACAAGCACCCCAAAAAACAGUCGGCGCAUCUAAACCACACACUUGCCGGGGUGGGCGUCAGCGGGCUGGGGAUCGGCCGUCGCAGCAAGUCGAUGUAUCCAGCCCAACCUACAGAUAAUCCUUUUCUGCAGACGCUCCGUGACGACCAGCGUCUGGCCCAUGGCCGCAGCUCCACAGACAUUUAUAAGCAGCUGGUGCCGCUCACAUUAGGCCAGGUUGACGGCAACGUGCUCGGCAUGGGGAUGGUGACCCCUGACCUCUAUUACACCGAGCAUGUCAUGCCUUAUGUAGCCCCUCCACCCGUCGGCACGUACACCGCCCCUAGAGCAUUGAGUGCUGGGGGCGCUCGACGUAUCUACAAGAGGAUGCCGAGCAUCGAAUCUGAUGUCUGAUAGAGAGCGCUUGACAGAGAGUAUAAAAAACUCUGAAAAGACAUGCAUGGAUACUUCCAACGGGAUAUGAUUCAAAACCGGAACUGUUCGCCGGCUUCUAAAGCUCUGUGACUGUAGGGCGAGAAAGUAACUUCGUUUUCCUUCUUGGACUUAUCUGUCUAAACAAAAGUCAGAGUUCAGUUUUUACAUCAGGUCCCCUCUAGUCGAGCAGCAGCUCUGCGUCUUCCAGAAAACAUUGACGUUGGUGGGCAGGACGCUCUUGCGCCUCAGAGCAAAGAAAGAGCAGCGGAAGCUGUUUGGAAGAACAGGGGCAGCUCCAAAGAGUUUCCUUUUUCAACCAACACGAGCAACCAAAAAGUAAAUUGAAAUAAACGAGUAUCCACAUUCUGCACUUUUACACACAAACACACUCGUACACAAGAGGCACAAAGUUAGAUGUAAGAAUAAAAUCUCUCCUGACCAAAAAACGAAAGCAGCGUACAGUAAAAUAAACGACAGGCGUACACAUAAUUCGAUCAGAUCCGAGUUUUUGGAGAGGCGGAAGAACGUUUGUCAUUGUGUUCAAACGACUUAUAAAUGCAUGUACAAAUGCAUUUCGGUGUCGAAUCUGCACUGAGGCACGAACCACAAAGACUGCUUAGAGAGUUCAAAGAUUAGAUUUCCAUUCCAGCCUGAACUGUGAUAAAAUGCACUACCUGAUUGAUUAGCCUUGGGUGAAAUCAAGUACGUUAGAGAGUUUCAGAAGAAGGAAACCCCAGACAAGACCUGCGAUUGCUUGGACUUGUUCGAGGACAUCAACGGAGGAAAAGGUCUUCGCCCCUCCCCACAUUUGAAUCUGACCUAAGCGGCAUGCAAAGCGCAGAACGGCACUCCUCUGCUCACAGCACAACAGUGUAGUAAAGUGUCAGUGUUAAUUCAUCCAAAUUGUAUCAUCUCGAGCAUAUUUCUAUAGUUGUCUAGAAUAUUGAAGUGUGAUAGUCAAUUUUUACAGUUUUAUACACUGCCAAAUAUUCGGAAGGGUGUGCGAAGCAUAUCUGUAGUGUUAUGGAAAAUAUAAAUAGGAAAGAGGUGAAGGAAAGAGGGACUCGUCGGAGGACAAAAAAAUAAUUUAAAACCCCACACCAACUUAAUGAUGUCAAUGCAGAGAUAUAAAAACGUACCUGUUUGCCUCGAACACACAAGCACAUCACUUCCUGUAGAAUCCAACCACGCGGUCAUACUUCACGAUUAUUUGGGUCGUUUUGAAAUAUUAUGGUCGUUCCAGCGAUAUGCACAAUAUCAGGUUGCAAUAUUAUAUUUAUGUAUGAAAUUUCCUAGUUUUAUUAUUAGUUCCUUUAUUUAUGAAUUGUUAUACACGUGGAAUUCAUUUAUAAAUGUGAUUUAAUUGCGUAUAUAUUUAAAAACAAAAGAUAACAGCAUGUUAAUCUUCUCUAUGGUCGAACUUUUAGAAUUGUUCUUUUUGAUUUCGAUGUGAAUGGGAGUAUAUGUUUACAGUGAAUGUGAAAAUAUGGAUUCAUCUCAGAUGUGAUUUUUGAUUCUCAUUUGAAUACAAACAUAAAACUGUCGUAUCGAAAACUGUCGACUGGAUUGUACGUUUUUUUCCGUGUCUAUAUUUCAGGGUAUAUACUGGGUUUUUAACUCGAGUGGCUUGAAAUCAAUACUGGAGUAUACAGUGUGGCUAUUGAUAAAGCCUUUUGCAGAUGGUCAGUCUAUCACUCAGGCCCGGUCUGUAUCAUAUGCGACAUGUUUGCCUCAAAACAUAUCAGUCCAGCUUUUCUAUCAACAUUAGAAACUUUCCGAUCAGCUGGUUGUUUUUAACCUACUUAAUAAACAUGAAAUGCAUA